AUGCAUUUUCUGGAUAGAUUAAAGAAGCACUAGCAGUUCUAACUCAUAAAUAUUUUUAUAUAGUACAUAAAAAACUAUCUGUACAUUAUCAUUUAUAGUAAGAUAGCUUUGCUUUUAAUUGAUGGUACGGUUGAAUAAAAUAAUUGUUCAUCCGAUGGAAGAUAUUACAUUAUUAUUGUUGAAAAUGGUUGUAUUUGCUUUGUUGUCUUUAAUUUAAUUGCUCUUAUUUACAUUAUUAAAUAGCAAGAUUUUGCGAGAUUAGAAUUCUUUAUAAUGUAUGGAUUAAAUUUAGGCUGGUUUUCUGUGCUCUUAGUUUAUAGCUUGAUAACUGUAUUAUAAAGGGAUUAUGAAUGCAACACAGUCAUCAUAUUUCGAAAGGCCUUUUUGUUUGUUUGCAUUAAAAAAGAAAUAGAAAUAGGAGCUCUUAUUUUCAAGCAAUCAGAUUGGUUUUUAAGAUAGGUCAAUAUCUGUGCAAAUACCGUUUUUGCUUUCAUGAUUUUUACUUCUUCUAAUUAGGAGCGUUGUUCUAAGGAAGCUUCAACUAUUGCUCUUUCAAUAACUAUAGAAAAUUUAGUUAGCUUAGCUUUUUUCACUGUUAUAAAUGUAUGCGUUUCUUGCUAUUCUCUUAAAAACUAAGCAUUUAGAGCCAUCAAAUUUGUUAGUAUUGUCAUCAUUUCGAGCUUUGUUAUUUCAUAUAUAGUCAUAAUGUACUUUAAUGCUACUGAUAACAUACGAUUUAUUCCUUAUUGCGUCCCAAUUAUCUUUACCAUGAAAUCUUAUAUUUAUGUUAUCCCUAUUAGUUUAGCUAGCAUGGUUAUUCUUUACUAUUCACUUUUACUCUAAUACGAGGAAGAGUAGUAAGAAGAAGAAAAAUCUAAAUCUAAAAAUUAAUAAAGUUAAUUUAAUCCUAGAGAUGGAUAUGCUAUAUCUCCCUUCUAAGCAUAAUUUAUAGAUGAAAUUAAUUUUUCUUAUAAAAACGAUAAAUAAAAUGAGUCUGAAGGAAGAAAAACUAUUUCUAACCAUGCUGAAUUAGAAAAAAUGUAUAAAAGUGGUUAAUUAAGAAAUAAUGAUGAGUUUAUUGAAGAAAUGCCUGAGUUUUAACCUAAUUAAGGCUCUACAAAUAAUUUCUUUUCAAAAAAAUAAGUUGAAAAUAGUGCCAAAAGCAAUUAAAAGCAAAAAGCUGCAUAAAAUUUGUAAGAUAGUCCAAUAAAUUUCUAUGAUUUUGCAGAUAAGUUAAACGAAAGAAACAGAGAUUAAUAAAGAUAAAACCAAAGCAAUAAUGAAUAAAUGGGGACAGCAUUUAAUAUCAACAGCAAUAUAAAUCAAUUUGAAAAUUAGAACCAAUAAAAAUAAUACAACAAGAUGGUUACAUUUAAUCAAUCUUAACCCUCAUCUUAACAUCAAUCUUUUAGAAACGAUGCAAACUCUGUAAACUAGUAGCAAACAUAUAUGUAAAGUGGAAGUAUAACUCCUUCUUUUAAUCUUAUUUAAAAAAAUAAAAAUUUAAACUGA
Molecule: messenger RNA, 1512 nt
Organism: Tetrahymena thermophila SB210
Lineage: Eukaryota; Ciliophora; Oligohymenophorea; Hymenostomatida; Tetrahymenidae
Product: transmembrane protein, putative
Exons: 1
Source: RefSeq, a predicted model, not a curated record